AUGGUAGCGAUCCUUUUGGAGGGAAUUGGAAAGGUGUUACCUGCACUGGCUCAUUUUGUUACUAAUUUAAAAAUACCAGGUCUUCAACUAAAUGCAAAAGUAGGAUACAAUUUGCAAGAUUUAACUUCACUUGAAGGAGCUGAUGUUUCUUACGAUAUAUGGCCGUCUUGUAUAAGUUUUUGGAGCAUCACCGUAAAGAUCUACAGAGUCAUUGUUGUUUUGGAAGGGAUGAUAAGCAAGCCUGUCUUCAUGGGAGACAUUGUGACCUACGAAUUCACUUACUUGAAUUCCCUAGACAUGGCUAUGUGGGCAUUUGAGAAUGUUGACGGUGCUUCACCUAAGUGUCGAAAUCUUACAAAGCCUGCACUCCCUGCUCUUGAGCGUCUUAUCAAUUUCACUGAUGAACAAAAUUCUAGCUGUGUAUCUCCCAACUAUAUGGUUCAGCAAUCCGACAUCAAUGAGAAGAUGAGGGUCAUCCUAGUUGAUUGGUUAAUCGAGGUGCAUUAUAAAUUUGAGAUCAUGGAUGAGACAUUAUUCCUUAUAGUUAACAUUAUAGACAGAUUCUUAGCCCACCAAAUUGUGGAACGAAAGAAACUUCAGUUGGUUGGAGUUACAGCUAUGCUUUUAGCAUGCAAGUAUGAGGAAGUUUCAGUACCGGUUGUAGAUGAUCUUAUUCUAAUUUCUGACAAGGCUUAUACAAGGAAGCAAGUUCUUGCUAUGGUAAAUGUUUCACUUAUAAGUCAUAUAUCUCUUAUCAAUUUCGACAUUGUGAUUCCAACACUGCAUAAACAUGUCUGCAUUUUGAACCAGCUUGAACUUCUCUCCUUUUUCUUGAUCGAGCUAUCCUUGGUUGAUCAUGACAUGCUUAGGUUACCACCAUCUCUGUUAGCUGCUGCAGCCAUCUACACUGCUCAGUUUACUCUUAACAGGACUAGACAUUGGAGUAAGACCACAGAGUGGCAUUCAUAUUACUCAGAAGAUCAAUUACAGAUGGUUGCAGGUGGUUCUGGACUCGGAAAAGUGAUGUUGUGGAACAUACAGACUCCCUUGUAG
Messenger RNA from Papaver somniferum (opium poppy), 1053 nucleotides. Its product is annotated as G2/mitotic-specific cyclin-2-like. Bases 1 to 1053 code for a protein of 350 amino acids. The transcript has 10 exons. Gene Ontology annotation, biological process: regulation of cyclin-dependent protein serine/threonine kinase activity; mitotic cell cycle phase transition. Gene Ontology annotation, molecular function: cyclin-dependent protein serine/threonine kinase regulator activity. Lineage: Eukaryota; Viridiplantae; Streptophyta; Magnoliopsida; Ranunculales; Papaveraceae. The record is from RefSeq and is a predicted model, not a curated record. Gene Ontology annotation, cellular component: centrosome; cytoplasm; cyclin-dependent protein kinase holoenzyme complex.